AUGGCAGUGCAUCGCACGGAAGAGUUACAAGAGUGGGUUUGUAGUAUUACAGCUACGUCAAAUGAUCAUGGUGAACAUUUGUCAGUGAUGCUACGUGAUGGUCAAUUAUUGUGUUUACUAGCGAAUCGUGUGGACCCCACGGCGAAUCUCAAGGUGAAUAAGCUGAAUACGGUGUUUCAUUCAAAGAUCAAUAUUCGCCUUUUUCUUGAGUGGUGCAAGAAACAGGGACUUCAUGAUGGAGAUGUAUUUCAGCCUGAUGACUUAUUGGAUGCGGGUGCAGACUUUGCAUCAGUAUUGGGUACACUCUCUAUCCUCUUUGACCGAUUUGGUACGAUUGGAUACACGGGAGAGUUUGAGGAAGAUCCGGUAUCUGAUGUAGAGUCCAUGACGUCCACUGGUAGCUCGCAAGGCGCGUCACCAGUAAAAAACACGAACAGCAACAACAAACUCACCAACUUCAUGAAAGGUCGCCUCAGGGGGGUGGGGGGAAUGAUGUCUCCGCCUGGCUCGCCACCGAUGGAACCGCCGAUGCAGAAGGACACGAGGAGUAAUAGUGGAGGUGUGAACGUGAACCGCCUGAACGCGUUCUUGAACCAAGUGCCAGCAGCGCGUAGUUCGCCACUAACGCAAAAUGAGCACCCACCGGGUCCUUCUACGACGGCACCUAAGCCUAAGGCACGCCCCACUGUAAGGAGGCCACCUUCGCCAAAGCAGCCUCCGAAAUUGCAGCCUUCUAGAACGCAGCCGAUUAGCCGUGACGCCCAGAACAAGCUUGCGGCCUUUGUGAAAUCCAACCCGCCCGCUAUCGAAACAACGUCUGCAUCGACUGGGCCCAACGGCUAUAACCUUUCUCCCGCUGCGGGUGCUGUAUCCACCCCUUCCCCAUCGAAGUCUGCCUUCACCAAAGGUGACGGCAGUCUGAAGCCAGGCAUGCCUGCUCCUGUUUCAUCGAAGACACAUGUUGAUACAGGGUCUGCCAACAAGCUUAGCAACUUUAUGAAGCAACAACCGUCUGCAUCACCGGCCUCUUUGUCGAAGCCUCGCUCUAAGAGCAAGCUAGCAAUUUUUUUGGCGACAACGAAAUCUGUUUCACCAACAUCGGCAGCAUCAUCUGCUGGCCUGUCGACAAACUCGCUGGCUGGAGGCCGACCAAAUUUGAAGCCUGCGUCAGAUGUUCCAGCUGUUUCGACGCCAUUUAAGCCACGUCACAUGAUAAAACGCUCUGCGGGCAGCGGUAAUUAUGUCCGCAAGUAUCAAACGUACUGGGUCCCUCCUAACCGUCGCCGCAGCAAAUUCAGCUUGGAAACGAAGCGAAAAGCAUUCAUGAAGGAACAACUGGAUAUUAAGGAAGAACAGCUUCGUCAGCAGGCUGCAGGUGCUGGAAACAAGCAAAACUUGAUUGUCCCUGGCGUGCAGUGCUACAUUCCUGACAAGGAAGAUGUGUGGCUGCUUUCCGAAAUCGUAGAUUAUAAUGAUCGCAGGAAAGAGGUGACGAUUACGGCAUUCUUGGAUUCAGGUGAUUCUGAGCAGCGCGUUGUGGAUCUAAAGAAUCCGGACGUAAUUCGUGCGGUUGCGGGACCGACAGCAACUGAGGUGGGGUCACUUCCGAUUGCAAUUAUUCACGAUGAACCAGAAGGCGUGGACGACAUGCGUCUGCUCCGAUACUUGAACGAGCCAUCAAUUUUGUUCAACUUGAAGCAGCGCUUUGCGGCGUCGAAGCCGUACACAUACAGCAAUGAUAUUGUGAUAGCAGUGAAUCCAUACAAAUGGGUUGAAAACCUCUACGGAGACGGUUUACACGAACAGUAUUUACGGAAGCCGCGCGACUCGCUCCCUCCUCACGUGUACUCGACAUCAACGGCAGCCUACAACCACAUGAAGACAACCGAGAUGAACCAAAGUAUUCUUGUGAGUGGUGAGUCGGGUGCCGGUAAGACGGAAACAACGAAAAUUGUGAUGAACCAUUUAGCCAGUGUGGCUGGUGGGCGCAAGGACAAGACUAUUGCUAAGGUCAUUGAUGUGAACCCGCUUCUAGAGUCUUUCGGUAAUGCCAAGACAACCCGUAAUGACAACAGUUCGCGUUUUGGUAAAUUCACUCAGCUACAGUUUGAUAACCGUGGUAAGCUGAUCGGUGCAAAGUGCGAGACUUACUUGCUAGAGAAGUCGCGUGUGGUAUCUAUUGCCGAGGGCGAGCGUAAUUAUCACAUAUUCUAUCAGCUUUUGGCUGGCUUGUCUAGUCAAGAACGGAAAGAGUUUGGUCUUGACCCUAGCUGCAAGUACCAGUACGCCGGUUCGCUGGCAGAGAUGCAGAUUCCUGGUCUGGACGAUAGCAAAUGGUUUGUGAGUACACAGAAGUCGCUGUCGACCAUUGGUUUGGACGCAGCCGCUCAAAAGACGCUUUUCAAGAUCCUGGCUGGUGUGCUGCUGCUUGGCGAAGUUUCGUUUGAGAAGUGUGGUGAAGGCGGAUCUCGCAUUUCGAGUAGUUCAGCGCUAUCGCAAGUUGCUAAGAUGUUUGGCCUUCAGGCAACAAGAAUUGAGGAAGCAUUAUGCAACCGUACGGUCAUUACGCGCAACGAUAGCGUGACAGUGCCACUUGCUCCUGUUGAAGCAACGGAGAACCGUGACGCGUUGGCUAAAACCAUUUACUCAAAGAUGUUUGACUGGAUGGUGGUGAAGAUCAACGCUGCUAUCAGUACGGACGAAAGUCGCAUUAAGGGCCAGAUCGGUGUGCUGGAUAUUUUUGGUUUUGAAGACUUUGUACACAACGGGUUUGAGCAAUUCUGUAUCAACUAUGCGAACGAAAAGCUGCAGCAGAAGUUCACAACCGAUGUGUUCAAGACUGUUGAAGACGAAUAUAUCCGCGAAGGCUUACAGUGGGACCAUAUCCAGUACCAGGACAACGUGGGCAUUGUGGAGGUGAUUGAGGGAAAAAUGGGCAUCAUUGCUCUCAUGAACGAUCACCUUCGUCAGCCACGUGAUACUGAAGAGGCUCUUGUGAACAAGAUUCGUACAAACCACCAGACAAAGAAAAACGGCGAUGUGAAUGAGAGCAUUGACUUUCCUAAAGUAAAGCGCACGCAGUUCAUUGUCAACCACUACGCUGGUCCAGUUACGUACGAGACGGUGGGUUUCAUGGAAAAACAUCGUGAUACCCUGCAGACGGAUCUUCUUGAUUUGAUCCAGUUGAGCAGCCUCCCGCUGCUUCCGGAGCUCUUCGAAGAUAGUGAGGUCACGACGGAGAGCGAGAGCGGACGAGGCAAGAAGGCGCCAAAGAGUCUUGGAUCUCAGUUCAAGACAUCGUUGGCGCAGCUAAUGGAUAACAUCAAGACAACCAAUACGCACUACGUUCGCUGUAUUAAGCCGAACUCAAACAAGAGCCCGAUGGAGUUCAACAAGCGCAUGAUUGUGGAGCAGCUGAGAUCAGCUGGUGUGAUUGAAGCUAUUCGUAUCACACGUUCUGGUUAUCCAAGCCGUCUGACCCCGAAGGAACUGGCCACGCGCUAUGCGAUUAUGUUCCCGCCGUCGAUGCAUAGUAAGGACGUUCGUCGCACAUGCAGCGUGUUCAUGACGUCGAUCGGUCGCAAGUCACCGCUGGAGUACCAAAUGGGUAAGACGCUUAUCUACUUCAAGAACGGAGUCAUGGAAGAGCUGGAGGCUAUGAAGUCCGAUUUCAUGUACUACGAAGCGCGCACCAUCCAGCGUAUUGCAUUGGGUUUCUUGGAGCGUCGUCGUCUGCGGAACAAGAUUCGUGCGGCUAUUGUACUGCAGUCUUACGCUCGUAUGUCGCUGGAGUUUAAGGAAUAUCGUUUCCGGCGCGGGGAGAUUAUCAAAAUUCAACGUGGCUGGAAGAGGUACAAGUCUAUUCCAGUUGUGCCUCAGUACAACAAUCCAGUGGACAAUUUUAACGAUGGCGGCCAGUGGGCGGAUGAGCUCAACGAUUCGGAUACGGACGAAGGCUUUGGUGACGACCCUCUUCGAGCAGAACGGGGCAGGUCAGUCGCAGACCGCAUGGAGUCGUUCAAGGUUGCCCACUCAAGUCGUCGAGGCAGUGUGAAGCGUCUCAACGAGCUGUCUGCUCGUGCCAAAAGCUUCAUGAAGACGCGUAGCGGCAGUGGCAGCACAUCGAGCUCAAGUGGUAUUUCUCUCGAGGAUGAAAACUCGAUGCUGAAGAUCGAAAACCGGAACUUGAAAUACGAUUUGGAACUGAUGCGUGAGCAAUGUAUUGAGCUACAGGCCAUCAUUCUCGAGAUCAACAAGAGCCGCAAGAGGUGA
This is a messenger RNA of Peronospora belbahrii, 4272 nucleotides long. The record is from the annotation of a GenBank genome assembly. NCBI's taxonomy places the organism in Eukaryota, Oomycota, Peronosporomycetes, Peronosporales, Peronosporaceae.